AAAUUAUUUGAUAAUUAAGUUCUUUAUUACACAGCCAUUAAUGUAUAUGGUCAAAUUAUGCUGGUAAUUGUAUUGCAAAUCAUUAAGUCAAGAAAAUGUAACUUGCAUGGGGAUGAUUAGGGUCUUUAGGUGAUGGGCACAUGCUGCAUCAGCAUUGGGCAACAGUGUUGCAGCGGGAGUAGAGAGGAGAGAACUCAUAAAGAAUGAUGUGAUGAUAUCAGCCAUAGCCAGAUAGGAAUUUAAGAUGCUGUAAGGAUGAAAUGAGUAGGGAAAUGUAACUUAUUUCAAAAUAUGUAACCAUAACUACACGUCUCCUUAAUCAGCAUAACAUGUAUGCAUUCGACUAGACAUAAAAUUGUAUUUCUUCACUGCUGUAGCAAAUACAAAGUUGAAUUUCCAAUAUGGUAGAGAGGUUGUUGUUGUACAGUGGACUGUUGUCAUGUCCCCGCAGUGCCUGUAGUGGUGCUGUGAGGAGUCUGCUGUGGACUGAACUAAAAUCCUCAGCAGCUCCCAACUGCUAAUAUUUGCUGUGGAUAAUCUACAUUUAAAUGCAUCAGCAUUUUCAAUGAUAUUGUAUUCGAAUAAGAGCAUUAUUAGUAUCCUAAAAUAUCGAAUAUCGAUGCACGAAUAGGUGAGCUGGUUCUAAUAGGCACUUCUACUGUGUAUCUGGAGCGAAUACCUUACACAGCCUAUACCAAUUGAAGGGCAGUCUCUGUGAUUUACUGUGCGUGAUGUAAGACUCACGGUUUUCCCUGGCUUCUUCCUCCCCAUCAGCUGAUGUUCUCAAGAACAAGAGUCACGUGAUGUAUGAGGGCAAACACAUACACUUCUCUGAGGUGGACAAUAAGCCAUUGUGCUCAUACAGCCCAAAGCUCUGCAAGCAGCGCAGACUUAAUGGCUAUGCCUUUUGUAUCCGUCACGUCCUGGAGGAUAAAACUGCCCCCUUCAAGCAAUGUGAAUAUGUGGCCAAGUACAACAGCCAACGAUGCACCAACCCCAUCCCCAAGUCUGAGGACCGCAGAUACUGUAACAGCCACCUCCAAGUCCUUGGGUUUAUCCCCAAGAAGGAGCGGAAGAAGAAGCAUGAUGCGCUGGAUGACAUGCGCUCAAGACCUCACUUGGAAUCGGUGGCUCUUAACAUAACUGUUCCCUCACUGGCGCUGAAGGCUGCCAACGGCUUGGACGAGCUGCCACCCUCCCCACCCUGUACCCGUCUGAUACCCCUCCCGGACGGGGAGCACCUGGACCCUUUUGCCUUCUACGAGGAGGACACAGACGGAGAAGAGGGUCCUCCUCAGAAGGGCUCCACUGUCAGGAAGAAGAUACACAGUCGGCUGGUGCUUAGUCAGAAACUACAGCACCACCAUCAGGACACCGACCUCCAACCUCCUCCAGAGCACUUUAGACCCUCUCCUGUGCCCCGCGUGCACCCGUCCUCGCCCCUCCAUCCCCACCUUCCCCGUCAGCAGCAGAGCGCUCUCCUCCAGCACUCAGCCGUGCCCUCGUUUGUCCUCCCAGGACAGCAGCAGGGUUUAUUAUGCAAGCCUGCUCCACCUCAGUCUCCAGCCUUUCUGCCUCCUGGGUUGCCCCCCAACACGGCUCCCAGUCCGGCGCAAUCCACCUGUCCUCCCUUCAGCAGGAAAGCUCCAUUCACCGCCACACCCCUGCCGCCCGGUACCUGGGACAGCGCUCACCGGCAUGCGGUGGCCAUGCGCCCGGCUGUCUUUCUGCCUCCACCUGUCUGCCUGGCCAGAUUACAGCAUCUGGUGCAGCUUGUCGCUCAGAGACAUCAGGAGCACGGAGACCUCUUCCCACAUCUCGGGUUGGACUGGUCUGAAGACAGUUCAGAGGAUGAUGAGGUGGAGGCAGAGAGAAUUCCACCCUAUCACAACACUUGGAGCCUACAGGAGGGACGUCUGCAGGAACAUUCAGAGGGCGAGGCAGGCAGCUCGCGGAGAACGCGGCUCGCUCGGCUGUGCUCGUACCUUCAGGAAAAAUACAAGCACUUGUGCAGGCAGGAAAGGGCAACCAUGCGCCAGAAGAGAUACCGCUAUGCCUUCCGCAAAGCCCUGCUGCACGCCGCCAGUAAAGACCCAGACUGCGCUGGCCAGCUGAUCCAGGAGCUGCACACCGUGUCCCAGACCUCGUCAAGUGCCCCGAGGCAGCAGGAAAUACAGACUGGAAUCUGCACUGGAAGCACCAAGGGCCAGGCCUGCAGCAGCCAAGCUCUGCCCUUCACCCGACACUGCUUCCAGCACAUUCUGUUGAAUCGCUCCCAGCAGCUCUUCUCCAGUUGCACAGCCAAAUUCGCCGAUGGACAGCAGUGUUCCAUCCCUGUGUUUGACAUCACGCAUCAGACACCGCUCUGUGAAGAGCAUGCCAAAAAAAUGGACAACUUCCUGCGUGGUGACGGUAACAGAAGAGUGCAGCACCAGCAACAGCAGCAGAGGAAGCCACGUAAGAAGACCAAACCUCCGGCACUCACCAAGAAACACAAGAAGAAGAGGAGGAGAGGGCCAUGGCGACCCCAGAAGCCCAUCCCACCGGCGCUGCCCCAGGGGAACUUGGGAAUGCCAUCCUCCUCGGGCCUGUCCAUACCCCCCCAGGCCAGCGUCAGGAGCCCCUCCACGCCUGAACUGAGCACCGAUGAGCUCCCCGAUGACAUCAAUGACAUGGCAGACAUUCCAAACGACCUGGAGCUGAAUCAGGAGGACUUUUCAGACGUGUUGCCCAGGCUCCCGGACGACCUACAGGACUUUGACUUAUUUGAAGGUAAGAAUGGGGAGCUGCUUCCCACCACAGAGGAGGCUGAGGAACUGGUUCGGGCGCUACAGGCAGGGCUAAUGGGCUCCUACCCAGACUCCCUGGUGUGCCUGACCUCCAUGGCGGACCUGGCGCAGGCUGACGGGGUGGAUCAUCGGGCCAUGGCGGCAGUGUUCCCCGGGCCCGGUGUUCAGUCAGGGGGGAUGGGGGACCUGCUCAACGGCCGCAUCCCCCCAGAGAACUUCUCCAGCCUGGAGCUGGAGGACAACCUGCUGCACUCUACCGGGGGUCACUUCUCCCCUGUGGCGUCACCUCAGCAGCCCCCCGCCCAGGGUCUGCCCCCUCCCUCGGGGCCUAGCCUCACCUCCGCCCCCGCUGUUGCACAUAGCCCCCUGUCGGAGCGGACGUUUCCCCGGACACACCCUCCCCACCUCCUGGCCAAGCCCGAGGCGCCCACCUCGUCUCCACAAGGCAGCCAUUACAGUAGUGAGCAUGUGCCAUCCCCCUACAGUGACCACAUGUCCUCCCCCCACACCGCCUCCUUUCAGACUGACUCCCGCCUCUUACUGGAGGUACCUCUCAGCGGGGUACCGGGCCCGCCACGCUCCUCCUGGAACAACCUCCCCCUGCCCCUCACGGAUCCUGCCCAGUUCGGCAACCUGAUGGGACCAGAGGGCCACCUCAUAUCCACCUCUCUGUCCACUCCCCCAUGCUCCACCACCCACUCUGUCACUCUGCAGCCCAUGGCUGCCCUCUCAGCAAUGCCCCAGAGUGGCCUGACGGGCUCGACUGCUCCCCCCGCCCCCUCGCCCCCCGACCUACUGACCUCCACCCAGCCCAAGCAGCAGCUCCCUCAGUUCAGCGCUGCCUUCGGCCACCAGCUGGCCUCACACAGUGGCAUCCCCAAGGACGUGCAGCCCAGUCACAGCUCCACAGCGCCUCCUACUGGCUUCUCCAUUGCGAGUGCCACCGCUGCAAGUGCCAACAGUGCGACGCCGCCCUUUCCACACAGUAACUGAGAGAACGUUGUGCACAGUACAAGGACUGCAGGUCAAACCGGGGACUCCACGCUGUCCAUUCACUUUCAACCUACUUCCAUCUGCUCAAGUGUGCAAUGUGGUAAUGGUGCACUAUUCUAUCAGAAUUUGCACAACCUCAGAUAUUCCUUAACUGUGUAAUGAGUUGGUGAGGAUGUAGCCCGUUGGCCGACUGAAAGGGUAUGCUAGGGUCCAGUAGUUUGAUGUGAAUGCAGCGCCAGGAAUUCGCCAGCAGGGGGAAGUGUUGGACAGAGUUUGUGUGGAGGGAGGCGGCCCAGUAGAAACACGGUCUGAUGUGGAGGAGGAGUGUUAGAGGAAAGUGAGAUUCCCCAUCUUAGUGAGAGCAACAGUGCUAGAGAAUUCAGUGACAAAGCCUCAAUCAGUGGUCUGUUUUUUUGUAUUGCCAGUUUAGUCUUGUCUUACAGCCAUCAACUAUAUCCUGCUUUGCUAUGAUCAUUGCAUCGGUUCAUCUGUUCCUCGUACACUGUUCCAUUCACCUUUUGAAAGAGAUUCUAGGGUAGAUCUUUUUAUGUGAGUGUGACCCAUUAUGAAGCAGCAGAGGACAUUUCUCUGUAAAAUUGUAUCAUGAAGUAGUCCUGUCCUCCACAACUUAAGACACAGAAUUUCGCCAAACCACUUUUAAUCAGCUGUUUUUAUAUUGUAUAUAUUCGCUCUUAUGGGUUUACUCAGAAACGUAAAAGAUAUUUCGUCCUCACUAUUGGUUGUGGGACUUGUUAUGGGUGGCCUAUUAGACAGUUGAAGGUAGGCUAAAUCGUGUUACUUUAAGCAAUAAACACAUUGACAUACUUUCUUGUCACAGUAUUGUAAUGUAUUGUAUUGGUCUCCACUUAAUGUACCUUCACUAUGUAUUCCAAACCGACGUGGACCAGAAAUAUGUUUGAGCCUGUACGACUAUCCGUGUCCAACCAUUUGUCCUAAAUUAAGGCUAAACUGUUUGUCUGACGAGUAGAGAUCUUGACUAUUUGUAGCAGACCAGUGAAGAGGUCAGGAGGCUUCUCAUGGGUCAUAACGAGGAGUCACAAAUUGAGAGAGGGAAGCGUCAGUCCUUAUUGCAUGAGUAAUGGUCAAAUCCAGGAGCUUCAGUGUCCUCUUUUCUCCAUGCUCUAGGCUGGAUCGUACCAAGGCCAUUAAAGGGACACGAAUGCAUGUGGCCCCUCCCUCCUGUGAGAGAAACACAAUGUGUACUUCAGGAACCUGGUGGGGGGAGUGGGGGGUGGAAUCUAUCUUCAAUAUCAUAACUUAGUGAGGACCAGGAGAAAGUCAUCUGAUCAAGCAGUGUGUAUGGAUCCAGUGGAUGGGUAUAUGGAUGUGAAAUGAUGGCCCCCUUGUUUUACCUUCUGUUAGCUGACUGUUUGUGUGGUAGUGUGACUUCAUUGGUGUAAACUGGUGCAAUGAGCAUUUCUGAGGUAUAGCACUGUCUGUUGUAAUCAGAACUUCUUAUCAGGUGACUAUUAAGGUCAAAGAAGCAUGGGUCUCUAUGUUAACUAUGUUAACUGUUUGGUUAGGGAAUGAGGAUGGAAUCUACCAGACUCUUGCCUAUCUGGUUUUAAUAAGUUAUUUCAGCAGUAAACCAUGAGUACCAAUUUUAUUUUAUUUUUCUAUAAGGAACGAAAAGAUACUCAGACAAUUAGGUUUUUCCUAUAUUUAUAGGGUAGACAUCUCUACAUUGGGGUUUAUUGGUGAGUUAAUGAGUGGCAAUGGAUUGAAAAUGAAGUUUAAAAAAUAUAUAUAAAAAGAAUCUUGUCAUUUGCAAAGUGCUCGACGGAAACUGUUUUGUGGAAAACAUUUCUCUUCUUUUAAUGGCUAUCAAAACUGUUGUUGUGUCCCUUCAAAGUGGAAUGAUCAAUGUUUUGUGUUCACACUUUGUCAUUUUGGUAAACACUUUUCUAAAUUGAUGUAAGAUGGUAUUUUUGAUAGCUAUUAAACUCAGACAAGCAGUUGCUACUGAAAGAUUGGAUUGCAUGGAGAUACCUUACAUCUGAGUGCAAAGCCACAUUUCCCAAUCAUAAUUACUGGAUUGCUCCUACUAGCAGUAAAUUCAAAUAUAGCAUUGCUUACCAUUCUUACCAUUUUAUUCUUUGCAAGUAAUGGGGAUAUACAUAAAAGCACCUGUAAUCAGUUUGGAUUUGGAACACAGCAUACCUUCUCAACUGAUUUUCUUUCAGGAUACUGAAAACUAACAGCUGUCACUAACUGCACGCACAUUGUUAAGACCUGAGCAGGUCCAAAUUCCAACUGCGAGAAGGCCCUGUUCAUUCUCCCAGUUCCAAAGAAAACAUAGUAAUUGGAAAAUGCCAGAGCAGACUUCAAGUUUCAUUUUCUUUUGCUUGACCACAGCAUUGUCAUUCCUAGAUGUACAGCCCCUAAGUGUUGGGUGGGCUGGAAUGUUUUCUUGAAUUUGUGCAAGCAAGGUGAUACUGCUGUAUUCACAAAGCAUGAGAUUAGAAACAUUGCAGUGCAGUUAGUUUCCCCACCAACCAUAUUGAAAAGACUCAACAGGGCUCUGUAGGCACUUGUAACUGCUUGAAAUCAGAGAGAUGGCUGACAAAUUCCUAUAUUCAUUGAAUGUACUGUAUUACUGUUUUUAAAGAUGAUAGGAUGAGCUAAUAAUAAUCUAGUCACCUUUUGUUAUUGGUCCUUGUUUAAUUUGUCUAAGGUAUUUUUUUGUAUACAAAGGUUUACAUUUUUAUGUAUAUUUUUCUUGUGUACAAAUGAUGUAAUAUGUGUAUAAACACUGUAUGUAAUAUCUGUAUAUAGUGUGAUAAAAUUUGAUCUUUUGUUUUUGGAUGUAUAAAUAAAACUUGCUGUGAGGUAUUCGCUGA
Messenger RNA from Esox lucius (northern pike), 6643 nucleotides. RefSeq names its product INO80 complex subunit D (gene ino80da). The record is from RefSeq and is a predicted model, not a curated record. Gene Ontology annotation, cellular component: nucleus. Bases 804 to 3782 code for a protein of 992 amino acids. The transcript is spliced from 10 exons. Lineage: Eukaryota; Metazoa; Chordata; Actinopteri; Esociformes; Esocidae.